Messenger RNA from Daktulosphaira vitifoliae (grape phylloxera), 2551 nucleotides. RefSeq names its product collagen alpha chain CG42342. The transcript is spliced from 27 exons. The record is from RefSeq and is a predicted model, not a curated record. Lineage: Eukaryota; Metazoa; Arthropoda; Insecta; Hemiptera; Phylloxeridae. The coding region runs from base 311 to 2095 and encodes 594 amino acids.
CGUAGUAUUGGACCAGUCUGCCGCUGUCGCUCUCAGUUAGUACUCGUACGUCUGACCUUCUGCGCUGACUGUCUGUGAUACGAUCAUUUUGACGUCGUUUGUCUAUCAUUUCGAAUUUUCAAAGGCAAAGUGGUUGUAAUUAAUUGAUUUUUUUUUUCGCCGUCUAUCGAGUGGUCUUUUUUUAUUUUAAUAUUGUUUAAUUGAUUUUUCGAACUUAAUUGAAUCUUUUAUCCGUGUGAUGUUUGAACGAGAGCAGGCAAUUGGAUAUCACGGAGAUUUUCUCACUUAAGCUUUUAGGGUUGUAGAACCGAUGGUGGCAGCGGACAAGGAUGACCGACCGGUUCGACAAUCGUCGACCGGUCGUUGGGCUGCUAUCUUAGCAAUAUGUUUGGGUAUUGCGAUUUACGCGUGGCACGUGCACACAUCAUUGGAGUAUCGUGUGACCGUGUUGGAGACUGUUGUAGCCAACAUGCAGCAGCAAUUGGCAGAAUAUCAGAUGAUACCUCAGCCGCUCAGAAACAAAAGGGAUGCGACAGCUGGACAAUGUCUGUGUCCACCUGGUCCUCCCGGAAAGCGAGGAAAACGCGGCAAAAAAGGUGAUCCUGGAGAACCCGGACCGCCGGGAUUGAGAGGCAUGAAAGGGGUCAGAGGCUUGAUGGGUCCUAUUGGUUUAGACGGACCUAAAGGAGAUGUCGGACACCCAGGUGAAAAGGGACAGAAAGGCGAUUCUGGAGCUCCCAAUUUUGACAUAUACUCAGCAGUAAAGGGUAGCAGCAGUAAACGAUCUGUAACCACACUGAGAGGAGGUACUCUCGGAUACGCAGAAAUCAUAGCCGUUAAGGGCCUACAAGAGCGAGGACAUAACGUAUCGGCAGAAAGUAUAGUCAUGGUCAAAGGAGAGCCGGGAGAACCAGGACCACCAGGACCAGUCGGAGCACGAGGACCAGAAGGCGCGAUGGGGGUGGAAGGCAAACAAGGACCACCCGGUGCUCCAGGAUUGGUUGGAUCAAAAGGUGAACGAGGUGAACAAGGAAUACAAGGAACGCCCGGCCUACCGGGUCCUGUUGGCGAGAAAGGCAUUAGAGGAGACAAGGGUGACCGAGGAUUGACAACCACGUUGAAAGGUGACCAAUUCCCCACUGGGAUAAUCGAGGGACCACCAGGUCCUCCUGGACCACCUGGAUUACCAGGUCGCAAUGGGACGGACGGUAUAUCAGAACCAGGCUUACCAGGACCACAAGGACCUCCUGGAUUGCCAGGUACUGCUGGCCCUAAAGGUGAAAAGGGAGAUUACGGAGAUAUUGGCCCACCCGGUUUGAUGGGACCUCCAGGCUUGCCAGGACCUCCAGGUUAUCCUGGCCAGAAGGGUGACAAAGGUGACAAAGGAGAAUCGAAAUAUAACAACAAGAAGAUCAGGAGACGUCAAUUCCAAGGCGAUGGAGCAUUUGAACCUGCAGGCGAACCGCUGAUAGGACCUCCGGGACCACCUGGACCACCAGGACUACAAGGCCCACCAGGUAUUAAAGGCGAACGAGGCAGAGACGGUGACAAAGGAGAUAUUGGUGAAAAGGGUUCCAAAGGAGAUCCCGGACCAAUGGGUUUACCGGGACCGAUGGGACCAAGAUCUGAACCGACUGUGGGCAAACCCGGCCCUAUGGGUCCUCCUGGAUUGGAUGGAAUGAAGGGUGGUCAAGGGGAACCUGGCACCAAAGGGGAACGUGGAGAUCCUGGUCUGCCUGGUACAGAUGGCAUUCCUGGUAAUGAGGGACCUAAAGGUGAUAAAGGUUACAAAGGGGAACCGGGGCCGAUUGGAAAGAAAGGUCGAAAAGGAGAUAAGGGCGACAAAGGUGAUCAGGGAGUACCAGGAUUAGAUGCACCAUGCCCAAUUGGUUUAGAUGGUUUGCCAUUGCCGGGAUGUGGUUGGAGACCACAAAAGGAGACUACAACAACAACAAAAUCAUACCGAUCGAUGACACACACUACCGAGACACCACACGACGACUAUGAUGACGGAGCUGAUGAGGAGACUGGAGGUGACUAUGGUGACACAGAGUAUACAGAAGAAUCAAAUAAUUAUGACCCAACUGUAAAAUAAUGAUCUUUAACGUGAGAUAAGCAAACCCAUGCCGACAACAACAUAUUGUCAUAGAGCACAACAAGUGAUAUUAUAAUCAUAGUCGGCCGUACAUAAAUUAACAAAAAUAUGUGUAUAAAUGUUCAUCAAUAAAGAAAAUUACAUAUUUUUAACUCAUAAUAUAAAUGUAAAUUAUAAUUUUGGAAUAAUAAUAACUAUUAUUUAUUGUUCUUAAUUUUUGUGUAUUAUCUUUAGAUUAAUUUUUUAAAUACCCAGUUCCUCAUUAGGUAACUAACAAUAUGUUAUUAAUACUAUAGUAGUAUGACAAUUGCCAAACAUUUUUUAAGCUUUUAUAUUGUGUUCAGUAAUAAUAUGUAAUAUUUUAAUUAUUUUUCAUUUCUUUUGUUAAAUUAGAAAAUAAUACUAUUGUAGAAAAUAUUGAAUAUGUUAAUAAAAGUAAAAUGCACAAAUUUAACA